AUGAGACUGCUGGGUCUCCUCCUGUGCCUGGUAACGACCCCCCAGGGUGUCCUGUCCCAGGUGCAGCUACAGGAAUCGGGCCCAGGACUGGUGAAGCCCUCACAGACCCUCUCCCUCACCUGCACAGUGUCUGGAUUCUCUUUAACAAGCUAUGCUGUGGGCUGGGCCCGCCAGGCUCCAGGGAAGAGGCUGGAGUGGGUUGGUAUUAUAUGGGAAGGUGGAAGCACAAACUACAACCCAGCGCUGAAAUCCCGACUCAGCAUCACCAGGGACACUUCCAAGAGCCGGGUCUAUUUGACACUGAACAGCCUGAGAGCAGAUGACACGGCGGUGUAUUACUGUGCUAGAGCCACAAUGAGGGGAAGUCAUUGUGAGCCUAGACAGAAACAUCCUAAAGGAGAUAGAGGGGCUGGGUUUCAGGAAGUGCUCAGGACACCAGGGUGCACUCAGGGCCAACAGAGAAGAGACUCAACUCCAGGGGAAGGUGUCCAGUGUGAGGUGCAACUGGUGCAGUCUGGAGAAGGCUCUGUGCAGCAUGAGAUGUCUCUGAGACUCUCCUGUGCAGCCUCAGGAUUCACCUUUAGUAGUUACAGAAUGAACUGGGUUCGGCAGGCUCCUGGGAAGGGGCUGGAAUGGGUGGCACUUAUACGGAAUGAUGGAAGUCAGAAAUCCUAUGAAGACUCUGUGAAAGGUCGAUUCACCAUCUCCAGAGACAAUUCCAAGACCAUGUUGUACCUGCAAAUGAACAGCCUGAGAGUUUAG
This is a messenger RNA of Pteronotus mesoamericanus, 762 nucleotides long. RefSeq lists its product as uncharacterized. Gene Ontology annotation, molecular function: antigen binding. The transcript is spliced from 3 exons. The coding region runs from base 1 to 762 and encodes 253 amino acids. Gene Ontology annotation, biological process: immunoglobulin mediated immune response. Lineage: Eukaryota; Metazoa; Chordata; Mammalia; Chiroptera; Mormoopidae. The record is from RefSeq and is a predicted model, not a curated record. Gene Ontology annotation, cellular component: blood microparticle.